GCUUCCGAGGCCCCAGGACAAGAGACGACUUCCCGGAUUUGGCUGAGUCGCCGCCCGCCUCUGAUAACGAAUGUAGCGAAGACGUGCAGCUAAAGCCCAGGACAGCUCUGCGAGACACAGAGGACCUCCUACGAGACCCUGGAUCUGUCUCCCUUUCAUUUUUCUUCAUGUGUUGUCUGUGCAUCUUUGGGUAUGUUUGGGUUUUCCUGCAUCUUAUUAAAAGCCUAGGCUGUGAUAAUGUACGAGUGGUACAAGCUUUACUGUGUGCACAAAAUAAAAAUUGUUUUUAGAGUAAGUUUCAAUAAUAAUCAGAAAUCAAUAAUGCACCUGAUUUUGGGCAUGUUCAUCCACAAAUUCCUCUUUUGGCCACAAGUAUUUUUGUGAGCUGGUGUCUGCAUGUGCACUGAUGUUUGGCUGUGUGAGCACCAGCACAGUGGGAAUGCGUUGCCCACAUCACGGCAAUGAUGAGUCACACUCUAAAGCCCCAAAAUAGACCAUGCAUGCAAUUUACCCCUGCUGGGACACAUACUCGAGGCAUGCACUUGUAUUUGGCAUCCUCAAGCUGCAACUGUUCCGUCUCCUCUUCUCUGCAUGGCACCACAAACAUUGUAGCCUAUCUAUACUGCAAUCAGCAUUAUUUCCAACCUCCGUGAUCACAUCACAUGAACUAGGUCCAAACGUCAAACUCAUCAGUGCCCUUGGGCUGCAGACAGCAUGGACUGAGACUUUUUGACAAACUAGCCUGUGUCAUCCAUAUUAAAUAGGUAGAAUGUCACCAGGCAGAUGGUGUUCAGGCAUUGCAGAAGAGACUGCAUAUGACCUCACUUGCUUCUCUGUACUAUUCGUCCCUGAUUGAUGUUAUUUUUUAUUUAAAAUGAACAAUUUUACCAUUAAUAUGCUGGUUACAGGUACUAUAUAUAAUAAAAAAAACUCAAACGUAAAGUAAAUCUUAAUACUUCCCAUUUCACAUCACAGGCCUUAAUCUCACAGUAUACAAACCAUACUACAUAUCAUAAGCAUCAUAAUAUUCAUACUACAGCACUGUGGUUGAUGCUAAUGAGGUGGCUGCUGCUGUCACUGUUGUGAUUAAUUUGUCUUCAUGUGUAUGUAUGUUUUUGUGCCUUUCAUUGUCUGUGAAUACGUGUAGGAUAAUCUUUACUGGUGUUUGUCAGUUUUAGGUCAUUUAUAAUUUCUGCAUUUCAAAUAUGGCAAUAUUGUACAUACACGUCCACUUACAGCAGCUAAUUUGAGUUUUUCACAAUUUGUGUACAGUAUGCACACCAUCCUAGAUUGUCAUUGUGCUAGUAAUACUAAAAGGAAUUCAUUAGACAACAAAAAUAUUGUGAUAUUUAACUUCUGCAAAAAGAGAUUCUUCUACAUAGAUCAGCCACAUUCACAGGGAAAGAGAGGAUUGCAAUAAUUAAUCGGCUGAUAAUCAGGGUGACGUCAGGCUUUGACCUACUUUCUGUAACCAGGAGGUUCUGUUUGAGAGCUGAUGGCUGCAUUUAACAUGGAAAGGUGUGAUUUUGCUAUGUGCUGGGCCAUGGCCUUAUGCUUGGAUGUUUUGAAAACACAGACCUGAGAAUAAUCAUAAAUGUAGCUGAUGUUCAUAAUCCAGUGAAAACAACGUGUAACCCCUUCCACCAUCCUCUCCUUUUAUCUCAUUUUCCUCUAUUUCAACCCUCCUAUCUCCUCUUGUCUGCAUUUAAUUGUCAUAACGUUUUUUUUCGCCCCCUCUCUUUCUUUCAGUCAACACUCUUGUUCUGUGACACACUUCUAGAGUAGGCUCUCGUUUGUUUUCUUUGAAGUCUGUCUUUAUUCAUGGACAUUGUUUCCAUCUCCGUGUCUCCCCACCUUCCUGUCUUGUUAGACUUUGGCUCCCUUCCAAAGCACAUUUUUUCAGGUCACUGUCAGUUUCUCCCUCUCCUCCUCUCUCUUGCGCUCUCCCUUUUACAUCGAGCACAUCAGCUAAAGACAUUGCAGUGUGUCUGUGCAGAAACACUCGUUCCUGUCGAUGAGAAGCUGCUGCAGUGCGCGCGUGUGGCAGGGGUCUCUUAAAGAACCCUUGCUUCAGUCGAGCAGUGAUGCUCAGCCUGCAGUGUUCAUCAUUCUGCUAGCAUAUCCAUCUCCACUCUGCUUCUUCUCUCUCCAUCAUCACUCUUCUCUAAUUAUUAACACUUCUUCCCUUAUUGCUCGCUUCUCUCACCCUGUCGUCAUCUUUAAGUUAUUGUCAUUCAUCUUGCCCACAUCCACACAUGUUGUGUCAGUGUUAGAGCCCUUAGUCAGACGCGUGAGUCAUCAGUGUUGCUGUAGUCAGAAGUGGGGGAAUCUCCUCUUUUUUUUUCUUUCCUCGUUCUAUCUCACUCCAGCUGGACGUGAACUCGCAGAGAAAACGCAGGUUCAGGGUCUCCUAUAAUGGCUGCAACCAUCCAGGACUUCCAGAGGUCAGAGUCAGACCGCCUCAAUGAAGUCAAAGGUCACCUGGAAAUUGCCUUACUGGAGAAACAUUUCCUACAGGAGGAGCUGAGGAAGCUGCGGGAAGAGACCAAUGUGGAUUUCCUGCGGCAGGAGCUGGAACGUGAGCGAAGCAGGAGGAUAGACCUGGAGCAAAAGAUGAAUGACGUGCUCAAGUCUAGGUUGGAGGACUCUCCGCCGCAACCUCCCCGAAAACAGCAAUCCCCAUCAAACAAUGGAACAGCUGAGAAACAGCAGAAGGAGGUGUGGAGUUCUCGGCUGCAGAAGUGGCUCUAUGAGCGCUUUGGGGUUUACAUCGAAGACUUCCGCUUCCAGCCAGAGGAGAGCACCGUGGAGGCUGAGGAACCGCUAAGUGCUAAAAGCGUCUAUGUGUGUUCUGACCUUCAGUUUUUGUGCCUUAAAUCCAGGUUGACAGAAAACAUGAGGCGACUCAAGAGAGGAGCCAGACCUGUCACCAACUUUUUAAGGAACCUCUCGGCCUUAUCAAAUUGGCACUCUGUCUACACCUCAGCUAUUGCCUUCAUUAUCUAUAUGAAUGCUGCUUGGCAUGGCUGGGCCAUUCCCAUGUUCCUCUUCCUGGCUAUCCUUCGCUUGUCCUUAAAUUACCUCAUCGCCAGAGGUUGGAGAAUCCAGUGGAGCAUUGUGCCUGAGGUUUCUGAACCCAUGGAACCUCCGAAGGAAGACUUGACUGUGUCUGAGAAGUUUCAGCUUGUACUUGACGUAGCACAAAAAGCCCAGAACCUUUUUGGUAAGAUGGCAGAUGUUUUGGAGAAGAUAAAGAACCUCUUCAUGUGGGUGCAGCCAGAGAGCACACGGAAACUUUACAUCUGCUUAUGGGUGACUUUCAUCACCUCUUGCGUCAUGCCAUAUAAACUAAUGGGCUUCAUGAUCGGGCUAUAUGCUGGUAUCAAAUUCUUCAUCAUAGACUUCAUGUUCAAGAGUUGUCCGAAGCUCAGAGACAAGUACGACACACCCUACAUUGUGUGGAACAGCCUUCCCACUGAUCCUCAGCUCAAAGAGAGGACCAAUGCCACUGUGUCACGGCGGCUCUCUGGCAUUGAGAAGGUUCAGCCGGUGGUCUCUCGCAGCAGCCUCGCUACCAUCCCUUGUGGAGUGAGUCGAGAGGAUGAGGCUGGUCGCUCCCACAGCUCCAAGAAGGGGGCUUUUCAUGAAAUCUUUAACCUGCCGGAGUCAGAGCGCCCUCUGGCGGUGUGCGAAAACGGCUGGAGGUGUUGCUUAAUAAACAGAGACCGGAAAAUGCCCACAGACUACAUCAGGAACGGCAUGCUUUACGUCACAGAGAAUUACCUAUGCUUUGAGAGCUCCAGCUCCAGAUCCAGCUCCUCAAAGAAGAAUAAAACAAUCAAGCUGGUGGACAUCACGGACAUACAAAAAUACAAAGUGCUGUCAGUCCUUCCAGGAAGUGGGAUGGGCAUUUCCAUAGCCACUCCUUCCACUCAGAAGCCAUUGGUGUUUGGUGCCAUGAUCCACAGAGACGAGGCCUUUGAGGCCAUCUUCACACAAUACAUGAAGAUCAUGACCACCUCAAAACCCCCGGCCAGCGCAGAGCUCUAAGCAGCCUACAUGUCGGCAGCACAUCUCCACAAUGGGGCUUCACAGCCUCCUGAGUUGCAACCAGACUGGAAGACACUUAGACACAUUCAUCCGCUCUGUGACAUCCGCCUCCUCCUCCUCAGUGAUGAGCAUCGGCUUCAUCAUCAGUGGUCGUCAGCCAGCUUCGAUUGGUGGAUUUCCAUUUGGUUGUCAGAGGGUGUGUGUGUGUGCCAACUACACAUGUAGUACGGAUUUAGUCACACACUGGACAUAACGGACACAAUCCACCAAUGGGUUCUGUGAGGAGUGAGCGUCAGCGUAAUUUUUAUCAAUCGGCAGUGGACUGGUGAGGGGCUGGAUCUCCCCUCCUGACUGGUUUCUAUGUUUGGGUCCGAGUGUGUGGGCAGAAAGCUCUUAAGCUCUUACAUUGAGUCAAGUGGCUCUGUUUUUCUCUUUAUCCUCAUUCAGUGGUUUACUGUGGUAGGAUGUAAAACACACACAUAUUAUAAAGGUAACUAGAAAACACAUCUUUGAACUGCCAGAGAUUUAAGUUUAGAUUGAUGAUCAGUGCAAAAACUGCUAUUUAGGCUUGAACCUGAUUGGUGCCUGAUUGGCAAAGCCCAACACAGUUCUAGCUACAUUCACAUGUGAUUGUUUUUUUAAUGGGUAUUAGCUGUGAAAAGUCAGGUCAACAUUUAACUGACAGAGCCUUUGUUAGUCACAGUCGAACUUCAGUUAUUUUAUUUCUUUUGCUCUUGUUUCUAGACACAUUUCAGCAGCGAUGCUUGUUUUAGUAAUAUCUGUCAAAUACAGUAUGUGUGCUGCGUUUAGCAUCCACCUCCGUGUUUGUGUAGUGUAGUGAACAGUUUCUUCAAAAAUGCCUUUUUAAAAAAACAAACAAACAUCUUUUGCUGUCUUUGUAACAAAAGCGGCCUUUGGGAUGAUUUCCUGAAGCUGCUGAUCGUGUCCCAAGAUGAGAGCACAACACUGACUUCAAUGUAGACGUGGCACUGAGGGAAACGUGGCCUUCCAAGAUUUCAAGGCACAGUUUGUACUUGUAUAGCGAGAUUUAGUUUUUUUUGUCUCCCUGCACUUUAUCACAACCUUAACUGGAGUUCCUGCCAUCAUCGUUGCAGUGAACAGACGUGCUAAUGCUCAUCACGUCAGCUGGAAAACAAAACAUGGUCAGUGUUUGCAGAUUCAAAAAGUUCUCGUCCUGGUGUAUUGAAUUCUUGAGCCCAGGCCGUGUCCUUCUAGUGCAGGCUGUAUUAACUACUCACCGGGACGAAGUCACUCUGAGCCAGACCGCUUUCAAACUGACCGUAGCAGAAAAAGGUAAUUUAACUUGAAAAUGAAAGGACUGGCAGGCUACUUUAAAGCCGAGUCGUAUUUAGGUUGUUUAAAUUCAGUCCUGGAAUCUCUUUCCAUCCAAACACCAGGAUUAUGAGCUUUAGGUGCACCUGAGUAUGUAGUAUAGUUUCUUGUUUUACUGCCACAGUGAGAGGAUGUCUGGGUGCUUCGCUACAUGUACAGUAGGCUUUUUUUACGGCUAAAGGCCUGCGCUGAUUAGAAUAUUUCACCUUUGCUUUAUUUGAAAACCUCUUUCACAAGAACAAAGCUGGUCUUUAUUCUUGCAAAAUGUAGAGAUAUAAUGCCAAACUGCACCACACUUUAAGUGUUUGUGUGUCGUGUGACAUAAAUGAGGUCAGGGUGGAGGACUGGAGCUCAUGAUGUGUCUGUAGAUUUGAGUAGGAGACAGACUCAGCAGCACAAGCUCACGUCUCCCUGUAGAGCUGACUAAACACUGAUAAGAGCUUUCACUCGCAGGACACUGUGUAGUUUAGCCGUCAUUAAUCACACCUGCGUCAUCAUUCCUGAUGGAAAACAAAGGAUUAUUAUUUUUUUUAUAUUAACAUUACGUGUCCUCGGACUGAACUUGUCAAGGGUUCUCCUCAAAGUCUCUGUGAGCUUUUGUCAUCGUUAUCAUUUCAAAUCAGCUGGACUGGAUAUGAAGUUGCCUCAGAUGCAAUGGACCAGUUCAGACAAUCAUUGUAAGGUGUAGUUCGAGCCGACAAAUGGUGGAUAUUUAAUUAGAGGUGGUGAAGUCUGCAGCCUGUUAAUAACAGGCUUCCUUCCCAGACAUGGAUUACUAUUUUUUUUAGACUGGUGAGAGCUGAUCCAUGAAUGGGUGAAGCCUUGUGGAUCCUGGAGCAGGUCUGUGAAGUCACUGGCACUGUCUUAUUUGUUUUUCCUUUUACAGCUUGUACCUGAAGCCUUUUCUAAUCUGAUAACCCUAAAAAUCUGCUCUUGGAGGGGGAGGGGGUCUUUGGGACCCAGGCUGCACUCAUAAAGCACAGAAUGUAUCAUGUUCUAAAUGUCUAGGAUUUAGUUUUCUUUUUGCCAAAUCUUUAGUUUUCUCUCUGCCACAUUCUGCCUACGCUCAUGUUUACAGAAGGUUGUAUAAAUGAUUUGGUUUGUUUCAUUUACCCAGUUUGAAUUCCUUUGACUCUGGAGUUAUGAAGACUGGACUGAAUCUGUGUCACUGCUCUCAUUGGCUGCUCACCACUCGCGCGGCCGCCUCUGCUCACCAUUAACCGACAGCAAAUCAUCGUGACGACAGCAGUAUUUGAAACCUCACAGCAUGUGAAUUGUCGUAUCCAGCAUCACAGUACUUGGUUACAGUGUAGUGUCCAUUUGCAGUAAAACACCAGACUCGUAGAGCAGAGAUGGUCACGGUGGACUGUGGUGGCGACGUCACUGUUUUUGUAUGUGAAUGCCCCAAACUGCUGGAAUAUUGAAGGGGAAGGACUCACCUGAGGGUUUAACUGCUGCGAUAACAACUGGUCAAAAGCAGUGGCGUCGUCCUUCCCCGUCCCCUCCACUGAGGCUGGCCCUGCUCCUGUAUUAAAUAUGUGGUUCCUCUAACUGUGUGUACAUGUCAAUCACUUCUUGUUUUCUAAGUGAUAACUGUACCGGGGUCCUGUCUCAUUUUGGACAAUUUAUCAUGUAACUGUCUCAAGGCUGCAAACAGCCAUAAUGUGACAGAGAAGCUGAGGGGAGUUUAAAAGGUUAAAUAACGAAAUGUCAAAGAGUCAGUCCUGUUUUAUGGACUGAGACAGUACUUCUGUGCAGUACAGGCAGUGAACUUCAAAACAAAGCCCAAGUGUUACCUUGGAGACACCGCAGUCAUUAAAUGAGUGGUUAAAUUUUUCUUUGUGACAGCUGAUUUUUUUUUCUUUGUCAGAUGAAUUUGUAUACAAAUCAUUGAAAUGUACAGUGAAGAAAAUAAAACCACUGAGUUUUUAAAAGACGUGUUUAUUGUAAAGGAUAUUGUGAUGUACAUUUUUUUAAUUUAAGUAAAUGACUUUAAGGUA
This is a messenger RNA of Betta splendens (Siamese fighting fish), 7403 nucleotides long. It is a transcript of the gene gramd4a, whose product is annotated as GRAM domain containing 4a. Gene Ontology annotation, biological process: apoptotic process; negative regulation of toll-like receptor 9 signaling pathway. The transcript has 20 exons. Bases 2416 to 4050 code for a protein of 544 amino acids. NCBI's taxonomy places the organism in Eukaryota, Metazoa, Chordata, Actinopteri, Anabantiformes, Osphronemidae. The record is from RefSeq and is a predicted model, not a curated record.